Molecule: messenger RNA, 2598 nt
Organism: Dinoponera quadriceps
Lineage: Eukaryota; Metazoa; Arthropoda; Insecta; Hymenoptera; Formicidae
Product: soluble calcium-activated nucleotidase 1
Exons: 4
Coding region: 159-1343 (394 amino acids)
Biological process (GO): proteoglycan biosynthetic process
Molecular function (GO): UDP phosphatase activity; calcium ion binding; GDP phosphatase activity
Source: RefSeq, a predicted model, not a curated record
CGGAACCUGCCUGUAGACACAAGGCCCUAGAAGAAAUAGAAAAAGUUAGGUUAGGCACGUCCAGCGUUGACAAGCCGGGAACAUGCUUAUUGGAGUUUGACGUGGAGCCACUGCUUCGCGUACCUGAUCGCACGGUUGGUGACGUACGGGUGAGACGAAUGAGGAACAGUAACAAAGAAACAAUGUCUUAUCUGCGCGACUGGCGACAAGCGUUGCGCGCACCCCACGUCUAUCGGGUGGCGAACAGCACGUUCCGCGUGCAGAGCCAGUGCAUUUUGCUGAUUCUCCUCGUCCUGAGCGUGCCGAUUUUCUUCCUCGCGUAUCCGCUGCUGCACACCGUCAUGUGCUCGCCACCGAGCACGUCAACUGUUACGCAGUGUCAUUAUUACAAGUAUAACAAAACUUAUCCCACCUCGACACCCAUCAGAACUUCCAUGGGUAUCACGUACAGGAUAGCGAUAGUAAGUGACCUCGACCACGAUUCCAAGCUUCCGGAUAAGAAGGAUACAUGGCACAGUCUCAUGAAAACCGGCAGUCUCUAUUGGAAUCCUAACACAAAUUUUCUCUCUGUUAUCUGGGAUGACACGACUAUUACAUUAUCCUCAUCAUUGUCUAUGAAAGGACGCGGUAUGGAACUGUCAGAACUGGUGACGUUUGACGGUCGUUUAUUGUCCUUCGAUGAUCGCACAGGAAUGAUAUACUUCCUCGAAGGCGAUCAGGCUUAUCCAUGGGUGAUCUUAAUGGAUGGAAACGGUAGAAAUCAUAAAGGAUUUAAAUCAGAGUGGGCAACCAUCAAAGAUGAGCAAUUGUAUGUUGGCAGUAUGGGAAAAGAAUGGACCACACCGUCUGGAGAAUUCGAGCACAACAAUCCAUUGUGGAUAAAAGUGGUGUCACCACGUGGGGAGACACAUUCUCUCAAUUGGAUUUCUUAUUACAAACGAUUAAGGCAAGCGAUUAACAUCGAGUAUCCAGGUUAUAUGAUACAUGAAUCUGGUGCCUGGAGCGACAUACACAAGAGCUGGUUCUUCUUACCUAGAAGAUGCUCCCAUGAACGUUACAAUGAGACCAGAGACGAAAUCAUGAGUUGUAAUGUCAUGUUGACCGCGGAUGAAAAUUUUGUCGAUAUCAAAGUUACUUAUGUCGGGGAAUUCAUUUCUACCAGAGGUUUUUCUAGUUUCAAGUUCCUCCCUGGUUCGCAGGAUUCUAUCGUUAUAGCGUUGAAGACCGAAGAAUACCAAGGGCGGACAGCUACUUACAUUAUGGCUUUCACGACGGAAGGAACUGUGAUAAUGGCUGAAAGCAAAGUGAUGGAUAAGAAAUUCGAAGGACUAGAAUUUAUAUGACGUUCCGCAUAGAAAUAGUUGUCAAUUAUUUAACAAACUUGUAAAUAGAUGUACAGAAUUUGCAUAGACUUAAGUUUUUACAAGCCCGACUUCUAGAAAAUUUACCAGUGUAAAUAACUCAAAGUUAUUUCCUUCAGCGAUAAGCAUUUUUAUGUUCGAAGCAUUGGAAUAUAAGUUUUAUUCUCACUGAUCAGGAAUGGCGAAUUUGUUCGCUAUGUAAAUGCAUGCUGAACUAACGGCAAUUGUAAAUACAUAUACAUGGACAAAGUCCAAAAAGGGAGUUGGAUCUUUUCUUGAGUCCCAGGGCUAGUGCCUUUUUCAAAGACGAAAUUUUCAAGUUUGUAGAUCGAUGGGAGGAGGUCAUUAGACGAGGCAGAUCAUAUUGACGAUUAAAAUAACGCUUCUCGUGAAAACAAUUUUUUCCUUUUUGCAUAAAAUACGAAAAGACUUUCUGACUAACCUGAUAGAUGGAUAGAUAGAUGUUACAAUUGAUAUAAUAAACAAAUAAAUAUAUACUUAUAAUUAUUACAAAUAAUAAAUUAUUAAGCUUAUCUGGGUUUUUACAUCUCACGUAACAAUAGAAAACAUAUGACAAGCUGGCAACUUGUGCACCACACUAUUGAAAAUGGGUUAUAAGUUACAAAGAUAACAAGAGUUGUCUGAGGAUAAACAAUACCGUUAGUCAUGUAUACUAUAUAUACCAUUCCCUAGAUAGAAAAUUACAAGUUGAAAGCACAAUAAAUUCUCAUAAUUGACUAUCGAUGACAAGAGCCAAAGUGAUGAUACAGAAAAUUUUGAUGAAAAUAACACGAUAACAUAGUACAUUCAAAAGUAUCCUAAAUUUCAUCGUUGCAAUAUUGGUGCUCGGAGAAUUAUAAAAUCUUAUAUUUUAUGUAUACUUCCACUGCUUCUUGAUUAUUUCACAAGCUCAUCGGCAAUAACUCUCAAUUGCGACAGUUUGCUGCGGUCUCAAUUUUAUUGUGUCGAAAUUAUUUUGCAACCAAAUGUAGACGAUUGCCACUUUAUUGCGGAAAUAAGAAGAAUAAAUGAGACCUGAUAUUUCGCGUUGUGGAAAACUGCUCAAUUUGAUUCCCUUAAUGUCGCGUUCUUUUUAGAUUUGUUUCCGAUAUUUCGUGAACAUUUUAAUUCACUUCUUUUGGAAGAGAAACGAGCUGAAAGAAUUUCGUAUAUUUCUAUCGCUGUACUACUAAAAGACAUAAUAAAAUUAAAAUUCAUUUAUAUAAAAAAAAAAUUA